Molecule: messenger RNA, 2972 nt
Organism: Eupeodes corollae
Lineage: Eukaryota; Metazoa; Arthropoda; Insecta; Diptera; Syrphidae
Gene: fand
Product: pre-mRNA-splicing factor syf1 homolog
Exons: 3
Coding region: 107-2677 (856 amino acids)
Biological process (GO): mRNA splicing, via spliceosome; generation of catalytic spliceosome for first transesterification step
Cellular component (GO): post-mRNA release spliceosomal complex; Prp19 complex; U2-type catalytic step 2 spliceosome
Molecular function (GO): protein binding
Source: RefSeq, a predicted model, not a curated record
CCCAUCAUGUAAAUGAGUAUUUUUGGUUCAAAUACUUGUGGUUAUGGAAAGGCUACCCUAAUUUUGACAUUGUGGAUUUAGUUGUAAUAUUUACGUAUUUUUUUAGAUGGCGUUUAAUUCGGAAGAUAAAAGUGAAGGUAUUAAUUUGCCGGAAGAAGAUAUUCCAUACGAAGAGGAAAUACUUCGUAAUGCAUACUCUGUUAAACAUUGGUUGCGCUAUCUGGAGCACAAAGCUAAAUCAUCAAAUAUCGAAAUUAACACUAUUUACGAAAGGGCAUUAAAGGAACUCCCUGGGUCGUACAAAAUUUGGUAUCAUUACUUAAGAGCAAGAAGAAAUCAGGUUCGAGGGAGUUGUGCUUCGGAUGUUAUGUAUGAAGAAGUAAACAAUUGUUUCGAAAGAGCUUUAGUUUUCAUGCAUAAAAUGCCAAGAAUUUGGAUAGACUAUUGCAUUUUUAUGACCAACCAGUUAAAAAUCACUAGGACUCGUCAUGUUUUUGAUAGAGCCUUAAGAGCAUUGCCUAUAACACAACAUCAUCGAAUAUGGCCCAUAUAUUUGAAAUUUGCUAAGAAAGCAAACGUCCCAGAAACGGCUGUUAAAAUUUAUAGGCGUUACCUCAAGCUCUUUCCUGAUGAAAUGGAAGAGUUUAUAGAGUAUCUGAUUGCUCAAGGGAAACUUGAUGAUGCAGCACAACAGCUUGCGACAUUGGUAGAUAAUGAAAACUUUGUAUCAAAACACGGAAAAUCUAAUCACCAGUUAUGGAAUGAAUUAUGUGAACUAAUGUCCAAACAUCCCGACAAAGUCCACUCACUCAAUGUUGAUGCUAUAAUUCGAGGAGGUUUAAGGAGAUACACGGAUCAGUUGAGUCGUUUGUGGAACUCCCUUGCCGACUAUUACGUACGCAGUGGACUCUUUGACCGUGCCAGAGAUAUAUAUGAGGAAGCUAUUCAAACUAUUACUACAGUAAGAGACUUUACUCAAGUCUUUGAUGAAUACGCUCAGUUUGAAGAAUCCAGCCUCAGUAAGCGUAUGGAAAACAUAGCAAACACUAAAAACAUAAGCGAAGAAGAUGACAUUGAAAUUGAAUUACGCUUAGCGCGAUUUGAAUAUCUUAUGGAGCGCCGCUUAUUACUUCUAAAUAGUGUUCUUCUUCGACAAAACCCACAUAAUGUACCCGAGUGGCACAAAAGAGUUAAACUAUAUGACUCAAAACCAAAUGAAAUUAUUAAUACUUACACAGAAGCAGUUCAAACAGUUCAACCUAAACUAGCAAUAGGUAAAAUAAAUACACUUUGGAUAGAAUUUGCUAAAUUUUAUGAAAAAAAUGGACAAAUUGAGGACGCUCGUGUUGUUUUUGAAAAAGCAACCCAAGUUGAUUAUGUAAAAGUGGACGAGCUUGCAACUGUAUGGUGUGAAUGGGCGGAAAUGGAGAUACGCCAAAAAAAUUUCAAUUCGGCUUUGAAACUAAUGCAAAUAUCAACUUUGAUGCCAAAGCGGAAGGUAGAUUACAAUGAUGAAACAGAAUCCGUACAAGACCGCCUUUAUAAAUCUUUAAAAAUAUGGUCGAUGUAUGCUGAUUUAGAGGAAAGUUUCGGAACAUUUAAAACAUGCAAAUCUGUUUAUGACCGAAUUAUUGACUUGAAGAUUUGCACUCCACAAAUAAUAAUAAACUAUGGCCUAUUUUUGGAAGAACAUAGUUACUUUGAGGAAGCAUUUAGGGCAUACGAAAAAGGAAUUGCUCUUUUUAAAUGGCCAAAUGUGUAUGAUAUUUGGAAUUCUUAUUUAACUAAAUUUUUGAAGCGAUACGGAGGGUCAAAACUUGAAAGAGCGCGUGAUCUUUUUGAACAGUGUCUUGAAAAGUGCCCUUUGGAACUUGCAAAAUAUUUUUAUCUUUUAUAUGCGAAAUUAGAGGAAGAACAUGGUUUAGCCCGACAUGCAAUGGCGGUUUACAACCGCGCAACUACUGCUGUUAAGCCUGAAGAAAUGUUCGAUAUGUUCAAUAUUUUUAUAAAAAAAGCCGCAGAUAUUUAUGGUUUACCUAGAACGCGAGAAAUCUACGAGAGAGCCAUCGAAGUUCUUCCUGAAGAACGUAUGCGAGACAUGUGUAUUCGAUUCGCUGAAAUGGAAACAAAACUUGGCGAAAUUGACCGAGCUCGAACAAUAUAUGCACAUUGUAGCCAAGUCUGCGAUCCUAGAAUAACAGCUGAAUUUUGGCAAACUUGGAAAGAAUUUGAAGUUAGACACGGAAAUGAAGAUACAAUGCGUGAAAUGCUCAGAAUAAAACGUUCCGUACAAGCCACAUACAAUACGCAGGUUAACAUGAUGGCUGCUCAAAUAUCUAACAGUACAGUAGAUCAAACCUUCAAGGGUGGCAUGCAUUUGCUAGAUACUCAUAUUUCAGAAAAACAAAAUGAACAAAAUAUAAAUAUAAUGUUUGUGCGUGGAGAGACCCAAGGCUUAAGUAAAAAAGAUCAAGAAAGUAAUCCGGACGAGAUAGAUAUCAGCGAUACAGACGAGGAAGAUAGUCAAAAUAGCAUGCAAAAUGAAAACCAAACUUGUUCGGCAGAAGAAACUACCAUGAAAAAAAUACGCAUAGAAAAACAAUUAAUACCCAAAAACGUAUUCAAGGGGCUGAAAUUAUUGCAAAAAAGUGAUAAAAGUGAAAACAUUGAUAAUUAGAAAAUAAUUGUGCUUUUCUUAUAGUAAUUUCGGCAGUUCACGUUUACAAUAAUUUGUAUUGUUAAUGUUUUAAUAAUUCAAUAUACGCAUCUUUUAAUUUUACUUUCCCUAAAAACAUGUAAUUUAAACAUAUUUUGUAUGACACGAAGCAUAAGUUAUAAUUUGUAAAAGUCAUAACAGUCUCUGUACAGCAGAGUCAACAAGAAGAAAGCUGCUGCACGGAGACUUUUUUGACUAUGUGUAUAUACAGAUUCCAAAAUUUUGUGAGAAAUAAAACCACGAAUAUGGAACUUAA